Molecule: messenger RNA, 1378 nt
Organism: Phragmites australis (common reed)
Lineage: Eukaryota; Viridiplantae; Streptophyta; Magnoliopsida; Poales; Poaceae
Exons: 11
Coding region: 158-907 (249 amino acids)
Biological process (GO): protein neddylation; positive regulation of ubiquitin-protein transferase activity
Cellular component (GO): ubiquitin ligase complex
Molecular function (GO): ubiquitin-like protein binding; cullin family protein binding; ubiquitin conjugating enzyme binding
Source: RefSeq, a predicted model, not a curated record
CUUUGCCCCCCUCCGCCUUCCUCCCUCCUCUCCCCUCUCUGCUCCCCUCGACAGCGAACUCGAGACUCGCAACCGUGAAGAGAGAACUCGACGAGCGGAGGGGAGAAGAACGUGAGGGGAGCCGAAUCGGCGAGGGGAGAAGAAGCCAGCUGCGACCAUGAGGCGAUCCUCGAAGAAGUCGUCGUCGUCCGCCGCGGCCGCCAGCUCCGGUGCGGAACAAGUAAAUGAAAAACAAAACAGAAAAAGAAAAGGAGUCAGUACAAACCUGACCAGCAGGAAAGCACAACGUGUUCCAGGCCCUACUAAAGCAGUUUCCAAGGAAAUAGAACGGAUUGAUCAACUUUUCUAUACUUAUGCUGAUAAUUCAUCCGGCAUGAUUGACCCAGAAGGCAUUGAAACACUCUGUUCUCAUCUUGAAGUUUCCCAUACUGAUGUGAGGAUUCUAAUGUUAGCAUGGAAAAUGGGGUGUGAGAAGCAAGGUUAUUUUACCUUGGCGGAAUGGCGAACUGGGUUGAAAGCUCUGCGAGCUGACAGUAUCAAUAAGCUGAAUAAAGCAUUCCCAGAACUGGUCCAAGAGGUUACAAGGCCGUCCAAUUUCCAGGAUUUCUAUACAUAUGCAUUUCGUUAUUGCCUCACAGAGGAUAAGAAGAAAUGUAUAGAAAUACCAGUUGCUUGUGAGUUGCUGAAUCUAGUAUUGGGCUUGCAGUUCCGCCCCCAGGUUGACAAGCUUAAUAAUUACCUCAAGUGCCAAAACGAGUACAAGGUGAUAAACAUGGACCAGUGGAUGGGAUUUCUUCGGUUCUGCAAUGAGAUAAACUUCCCAUCACUUGACAAUUAUGAUUCAGACCUUGCUUGGCCUUUGAUUCUAGACAAUUUUGUUGAAUGGCUACGAGAAAAUAAAAGUUAGCUCUUCUAUUCCAGUUGGAUGAAGAUGUCAUCCAAAAUGUAAUAUUCAAGAAUCACCUCGGAUGCUUUGGAGGAUGCAGAUUCAGCUUGUUUCUGAUUGCUACGGUGGAGGCUGGUUCCAGAAAUCAUCAUCAAAUCGCCUUCUCAUGUUUUUUUUGCUUAAUGCAUUUUUGAAACUGGAAACGGUCUGCAUAGAUGUCAUCUAGAAAUUUUGCAUCAACGUCCUCUACAUUUGUUGGCUCUGUUAUAUUCAAUGAGUUCUGGUAUAGUUUUAAGAGCUUGCAAGUUCCAAAUUUUCUGGAAGGCAUUGCCUCAACGAGCCUGUCCGCAUGUAUGGGUGCUGUGUGUUCUUAUUUUUCCCCUGUUUCGGUUGUACAGGUAAAGCCAUGCUUAUCAACAUCAGCAGGCAGCAAACAGCUCUUGAUGUCUGUAGUUUUUAUGUGAAAUGAAGUUUCAAAGAUUGAUUUUUUUA